Molecule: messenger RNA, 1613 nt
Organism: Chenopodium quinoa (quinoa)
Lineage: Eukaryota; Viridiplantae; Streptophyta; Magnoliopsida; Caryophyllales; Amaranthaceae
Exons: 2
Coding region: 1-1431 (476 amino acids)
Molecular function (GO): zinc ion binding
Source: RefSeq, a predicted model, not a curated record
AUGGGUGACAAGGAUAGUUUGGUUGACAUCUGCCUUAGAGUGGGAGGUGCUUUUGUCCCUAAAAGAGUAACCAAAAACAGGCAGCUGCUGUGUUGGUGUGGUGGUUGGUGUUACUGGAAGAGGAAGGUUCAAGUAUCUAAGUUGGAUGUGCAUUUGAUUAGAACAGCUGCAAUUCAUGGUUUUGUUAAUGGUGAUAUGGAUGUGCCUAUGCAUUACAGCUGUUGGUAUAGGCAGAAGGGGAAAACCUUUAACACUGGGAAAAGGGAACUAGUUAACAGUGAAGAGGUUAAGGGCCUUUUGGAGACAGUAAAUGAAGAGGGGUAUGUUGAGGUUUUUGUAACAACAGAAGCUCCUAGUCAGCCCAUACAAGAGGCCCAACCCAAUCCUGCAAAGACAAAAAAAAAGGAUAAGAAGGUAGAAAGUUCAAAUACAUCGACUAUUAGGAGGAGCCCUAGGUUUAAGAAGACAGAAACUGAACAAAGGGAGGAGAGUCCACCUAGGAAAGCCUCAGCUAAUGCUAAAGUGUUGAGGUUUGAUGAAGAAAAGGAUGAUGGAUGUGAAGGAUCUGGUUAUUCAAGUUCAGAUUUGAGUGAUGAGGGACAAGAUUGGGAACCUGGUGAAGAAGAAUUUGAGGUGCAGCUGAAGGAUGACCAGGUGUUGGUUGAUUUGGACAAGGAGACCUGCACAUGUUACCAUUGGGAACUCACUGGCAUUCCAUGUGUUCAUGCUUAUGCCUGCAUAUUGGAUAUGAGGGGUGACAUAGAGGCUGUUGUUGACCCAUACUAUACCAUGGACACAUACAGGUCUGCUUAUGAACCAGCUGUCCAACCAAUGCCUGGCCCAAAGCACUGGGAGAGAGUCAGAAUGAGGGAACCACUACCCCCUUCUGUUAAGGUGCAACCUGGGAGACCAAAGAGCAAAAAAAGGAAGCUUGAGCCAGGAGAAUGUUCUUCUUCAGGUGGUCAGGCAAGUACCAAGAGGAAGAAGCAAUGCAGCAACUGUGGGGGAUAUAGGCAUUAUGCCAAGACUUGCAAAGUACCUGCUGCACCAGCUACAGAGCUGAUAAAGUCAGCAGGCAGACCCCCACUGAACACUCCUUGGAUGGUGGAGGAGAGGAAGAAGAAAGAGAUUAGGGCUGCUAAAAAGAGUGCAAUUGGGGCUGGACCAAACAGCAUAGGAAACAAAAAGUUUCCUCAAGAGCAAGAAGGUUGUCUGCCAUUCAGCAAGCGCCCACAGCCACAGUCUUCCUCAGCUAAGCAUUCCUCAGCUCAGCCAUCCUCUAGUCAGCCAUCCUCAGCUCAGCCUUCCUCAAGUCAGCCUGCCUCAAGCCAACCAAAAAGAAAGACAAGGUCUUCCUCAAGUCAGCCUACAACAGCCACAGGUGUUGUAACAAGGGCCAGGCUGCAAUCCCUCAACAACCUUACUCAGUGAUGUACUCAUGCUGGAUAUCAAACAUUAUGUCUGUUGAACAAUUUCAAACUUUUAUUAUGUACUCAUGACUGGUUAUGUAACUUGCUAGUUUUUUAGUGGCUUCCCUUAACAAAUUUGAACAAUUAGAUAUUGAAUUGUAAUGGUUGCAUGGCUUUGAUUGCCAUUGAAACAUGUUGAAGUAA